AUGCCAGACCAUAAUGCAACCAUCCACUGGCAUGGUUUGAGCAUGCGCAUGGCACCUUUCUCUGAUGGCAGCCCAUCGGCCACUCAGUGGCCUAUUCCACCUGAUCAUUUCUUCGACUACGAGGUCUACCCCCUACGAUCCGAAUCCGGUACCUACUUCUACCAUUCUCAUGUCGGCUUCCAGGCUAUGACAGCUUCUGGCCCACUGAUCAUUGAGGACAAGGCCGAGCCCCCCUAUGCAUAUGAUGAGGAGAGGAUUGUCUUCCUCACCGACUACUUCAACAAAACGGACACCGUUAUCGAGAAGGGCCUAGUGGCAACGCCUUUCACCUGGUCUGGCGAAACGAAUGCGGUUCUCAUCAACGGCGUCGGAGUCUCUGUUGGGGAGACUGCCGGAAAUGGGAACUGCAAGCUACCAGUCAUCGACGUGGAACCUGGAAAAACCUAUCGCAUGCGCUUCAUUGGUGCUACGGCACUGUCCAUGGUGCAAGUAGGCAUCGUGGAUCAUGACAACUUUACCAUCAUCGAAGCUGAUGGUCACUAUACUAAACCUCACACUGAAAAGUUCAUGCAGUUGACUUCGGGUCAGCGUUUUGAUGUCAUCUUCAAGACUAAGACCGAGGCGGAAUUAAACGGGAAAACCGACUACCUUAUUCAGUUGGAGACAAAAGACCGUCCGAAGGUGUACCAGGGCUAUGGCGUACUACGAUACUCCAAGGCACAACCGCAGAUCACAACGGCUCCAGUCACUCCUCCUCUGAUACUUUCCAACAAGACGUAUGAAUGGGCAGAGUAUGCCUUGGAACCGUUGGUACCAAACAAUUUCCCCCAGGCUAGCGAAGUAACUCGGCAAAUUCACAUCGAUAAUCGUCAGCUCGCGACCCAGACUACCCUUUGGCAGCUCAACGGACUGCAAUGGAACGAGACUUCGACGCCUUAUGCGGGAGAUCAGCCCUACCUGAUAAACAUCUACGAGAACGGACCGUCUGCCAUUCCGAACUACACUGCCGCCAUGAACAACAACGGCUGGGAUCCGACUACGUUGACAUGGCCGGCAAAGAUGGGCGAGGUUCUCGAGAUCAUUUGGCACAACACUGGAUCACUGGUCAAUGGCAAUGGUGGCCUCGACUUCCAUCCCUUCCAUGCUCAUGGCGGACAUUACUGGGACAUUGGCAGUGGAAAUGGAACUUACAAUAGCACCGAGAACGAGGAGCGGCUGAAGAACUACAAUCCAGUCAAGCGAGACACAACAAACCUCUAUCGAUAUAGCGAGAAGACAAAGUCUGGCGAUGUUUCCGGGUGGAGAGGCUGGCGUCUGCGUGUGGAGGACGCCGGUGUAUGGAUGAUUCACUGUCAUAUUUUGCAACACAUGGUUAUGGGCAUGCAGAGUGUUUGGGUCAUGGGAGAUUACCAAGACAUUACUGGCAUUCCUGCUGUUGAUGCGGCUGGAUAUUUGCAGUACGGAGGAAACGUUAAUGGCAACGCCACUUUCGCACCAUCAUUUUCUGCUUUUGUUGCAUCUCGAACCAUCUAUAACGUUUAUUUUCAUCCUCUACGCCGCUACCCUGGGCCUCGACUUUGGGCCGCUUCUCGACUACCGUGGAACAUUGUCAACCUUCAAGGCAACCUUGCUUGGACAAUCCGCGAGCUCCACGGAAAGUAUGGCCCGAUUGUCAGAAUUGCACCUGAUGAGCUGUCUUACACGAGUUCUACGGCCUGGAAAAAGAUAUAUGGUCAGAGAUCACCAGAGUUUGCGAAAUGUUUUGACGGAAGGGGAAUCGCUGGGCCUAGCGUGACUAACCUAGCGGUUCGUAAUGGCGGCAUCGUGACGGCCGAGCAGGAGCCUCACUCCCGACUUCGUAAAGCAGUCUUGCCAGCCUUCAGCGAUCGUGCACUAAGAGAGCAGGAGGAUAUCCUCCAGCUUUAUGCAGGGAAAUUGAUGAAACAAUUGCGAUUCUCUAGCGAAACCGGAGCUCCUCAGGACAUGGUCAAAUGGUUUAGCCUUGCUGCCUUUGACAUCAUCAGCGACCUGGCAUUUGGACAAGCGGCUGGGUGUCUAGACGAUGCAUCCCAACCAUGGUUGCAAGUCAUUGGUGCUCGAGCGCAGGGAAUUGUCCGAUACCAGUUCGCUAUCUACUAUGGACUCGAAGCCUUGCUAGAAUGGCUCGCCCCAAAGGCCCAGAAGCUGGCUCUGAAGAGACAUGGCGAGUUGACUGCCGGCAAAGUCAAACGCCGUCUUCAACAAUCCGAUAACAAGAGAGAUUUUAUGAGUUACAUCUUGGAAAACCCACAAGCUGACCUCAGCAAUGCCGAUUUGGUCAGGAUGGCGUCAGCUUUCAUUGUCGCAGGCAGCGGCACGACAGCUACUGCACUUUCUGGCAUCACCUUCUACUUGUGUAGCAAUCCAAAGACGUACACGGCACUAUCGGAAGAGAUCAGAACCGCAUUCCAGACCGAAGAUGAGAUCUCAAUGGCAUCGACCGGGGAGUUGAAAUAUCUCAAGGCAGUCAUCGAAGAAGGGCUGAGGAUAUAUCCCCCCAGCCCAAGCGCUCUGCCGAGGUUUGUGCCUGAAAGCGGUGAGGAGAUUGAUGGAAGAUGGGUGCCUGGUGGCACGGCAGUUGGCGUUCAUCAGCUUUCCGCUGGCCACUCGGAGCAGAAUUGGACCAAUCCAAGGCAAUUCAUUCCAGAGCGAUGGCUAGAAAAGAGCGACAUAUGUACGUUUGUUAAUGACGAUAAGUCUGCUAGUCAGCCGUUUUCUUAUGGCCCUAGGAACUGUAUAGGCAAGAGCAUGGCCUAUGCAGAGCUACGCAUAAUACUGGCCAAGUUGGUUUGGAAUUUUGACCUAGAGUUGACGGAGGAGUCAAAGGAAUGGAUUUUGAGACAAAAGACGUACUUGAUCUGGCAGAAAGUGCCUUUACUGGUUAGGUGCAAGGAAAGACAAUAG
Molecule: messenger RNA, 2943 nt
Organism: Colletotrichum scovillei
Lineage: Eukaryota; Fungi; Ascomycota; Sordariomycetes; Glomerellales; Glomerellaceae
Product: L-ascorbate oxidase
Exons: 6
Coding region: 1-2943 (980 amino acids)
Molecular function (GO): heme binding; monooxygenase activity; copper ion binding
Source: RefSeq, a predicted model, not a curated record